GACCAGAGCGCAGAUCGACUGUCAACUGAGCUGGCUUUUUUAGUAUUAUUUUGAGUCUAGAAGCCCAUGCUCUUAUAGAUCAACCACACGCUUGGCUUUGGGACAUCCUCCACUCUGUCUGGCUCGUCUGUCUUGGCCAGAGCGAUGUCGAUGGCAACGCCUGAAGCGGUGUUGUUACGAGAUCUAGGCUUGGGCAAAGGGCAAAUCGCCUACCAUGGUACUUUUACCGUUAGAGAUGAGGAUGAGAUUGGCCGUGGUUCCGAUGCUGCUGUGUAUCGAGUAGUAUGGCAAGGCAUACCGGUUGCUGCAAAGGUGUUGCAUCCGAACCUUGUCCAAACAGGUUUGGAGGGGAGAGAUAAGAGACUUUGGCGAUUUGGCGCUGAAAUAGCCAGACUGUCUCAACUCCAUCACCCUCAUCUUUGUCAAAUUAUCGGUGUUGCGGUCACUGAAGAUCGUCGUCUGCCAGUUUUAGUAGUGGAGCUAUUGGAUCGUACACUAUAUGAAUGUAGCGUGGGUCCAGAUCGGUUGGACAAUGUCACCCUGCUAUCGUUCCUGGCUGAUGCAAUGGCGGGCGUUCGUUAUCUCCACAGCAGAGAUCCACCAGUGAUUCAUCGUGACCUAACUUUACGGAAUGUCUUGAUCAAGGACCAGAUCGCGAAGCUCUGUGACUUUGGUUGUGCGAGACUGCGCGCAACAAAUCCUGCGGAUUUGGUUGGCUUGUUGCCAGAUCUGACAGCAUGUCCAGGGAAUGCGCUUUACAUGCCGCCGGAGGCUCUACAAAACCCUCCGGUAUACGACGAAUCACUGGACAUCUUUUCUUUUGGCGUGCUGGCUACGAGCGUCCUGACCGGUGUUGAACCCUCGACAGACUUGCACACCUCACCAAGGCACAUCAGACAGAUUGUACAACGAGCAGACGGAACAAGUGAAGAGACCGUCACCCCUAUCAGCGAAGUCGAGCGGCGCCGUGUUGAUUUGGGAAGAAUACCAGCUGGCCAUCCACUCAAGCCUGCAAUCGUUCGCUGCCUGGCAGUCAUUGCAGAUGAUCGCCCCAGGGCUGAGGAUCUGCACGAGAUAGUUCUGGACACGGUAAAGCUGGCACGUGAUUUGUCCCUGAGUCAGCCUAUCACUGCUGGUACACGGGUUACCAGGCAACUAGAGUCGAUUUCCCAGCAGCUAAGCCAGCAAGCUACAUGCAUUGCUGACAUCACCGCACGCAGCUCUGCAGUAGAGGACCAACUCAGCACCAUCACACAGCGUCUUGUCGACACUCAGCUGGAAACCACCGCUAUCCGUGACCAACUGCAGACUACGAACCAGCAGGUAACUGAGAUCCAUGACCGCCUCCAGACUGCAAGCGAACAGGUAACUGAGAUCCAUGACCGCCUCCAGACUACAAGCGAGCAGGUAACUGAUAUCCAUGACCGCCUCCAGACUACAAGCGAGCAGGUAACUGAGAUCCAUGACCGCCUACAAACUGCAAGCGAACAAGUAACUGAGGUGCAUGAUGGUGUGGAGACUAUGAGUAUGAAGCCACGCGUGACCACGAUCCGUGACCGCCAGGAGACUACUCUAGAGGGUUUGGAAACGCGCCUCUAAGCACGCGUACAGCAGACAAUGUUCUUUUGUAACAAUUAACUCCCAGUAUCGAGUCAGCGAGAAUCGGCAUAUUGCACACAGGAAAUGGCAAGGAGAAAGUCCAACGAGGGAAGAAUUCUACGUGCAGAGACAAACCACAGACUACUGCCAGAAGUCCAGAAGUGGAAAAGCAAGAAGAAGAAAGCCUGAGCCGACUUUCAAUGCCAGAGGUAGAUCCUCGUAAAGGAUACUUGGUGGAACAACAACAAAACAAUUGUAUACACAUAAUUAUGGUAGAGUACAUAAGCAUGUAGCAGAGUUCACAGGAAGUAGUACAUCUGCGCAACGUUCCGAGAGUCAUGCGUAGCAUGGUACUCUACGUAACCGACAAUGGCAACAUGAUAAAGGCUACAUCCUGUAAACAAAAUGCUGCCGCGCAGAAGCUUGAGAAAUGCACAAAAUUACGAAAUCGCGGAACGAAAGAUAAAUCGCAAGAAAUCCGUGCAGGCACUACAGAUACUCCCCCGCCAGUGUACAAGCAGGAGCGGUACACGAUAAGAAAGGGAAAGACACGGAAAAGGAAAAGCCGAGGAAAUAUUAAACAGAAAAAUGAACGCGCCGAACAAAUGGUUUAGCAGAAAGGGGAGAGCUAGGAGCAGCAAUGGAAGAAGCAACCGCAGCACUUAGACUGGCAGCUCCAUACGCGGGUUUCACGUGGCCAAUGGGGAUGGUGUCCUCUCGACCAUUCAACUCAACCACCAGAGACUUGGCCUAAUGGGAAAGAACACGAUGAGGACCGGUAUAAGGAGCAUGGAGUGGCUGACGGUGUCCAUCAACGCGGACGUAAACAGGAGUGCAUGUGGAGAGGUCAGCACUGACAAAAGGGACUGGUCGGGCCUGAAGGCGAGUGUUAACCUGAGCUGGUCGGAUAGAAGACAUCGUGUCCCGAAGACGUGCAACAUAUUCAGCAGUAGGCACCCAGUUGUCAUUGGGAGUGGGAGCAAGGAAGUCGCCUGGGAGACGGAGCGUUGAACCAUGAACGAGCUCGGCAGAGCUGCAGCCGAGAUCAGUCCGGAGAGAUGACCGGAUACCGAGGAGAACGAGAGGCAGUGCAGCGACCCACUGGUGCGGCUGUGGUUGCGCUUUGAUGGCGGCCUUCAGUUCGCGAUGGAAGUGCUCGACUAAGCCGUUAGCCUGCGGAUGAUAGGCAGUAGUACGACAGCGAUUAGUACCAAGAAGAUGCAUUAGCUGCUGGAAGAGAGCCGAUUCGAAAUUCGAACCACGGUCAGUCAUGUUAACAGACGGCACGCCAAAACGAGCAACCCACAGUACAAGCAGUGUGAUAGACAGUGGGUGAAAGUAGCAAAGGUACCAUAUGACGUGCACCGUGGCUGUGUUGUGCAUGCUACUGACACUAGUGUUAGUCUUCUAGGUGGCGUUUUCUUAAAGUCAACUAAACCUCCUUUGUUUUUGUUUCCAGGCGACUGUGUUAGCUGUUACACACUUCUGGACAAGUAGUAACAUAACCACAGCUUUUAUUAUUUAUGUUCUGUACUCUAGACAGAGCGUCAGCAAUGUCGUUAGGUUGAGCACUCUUACCCUUGCCGCUCGCCUUGCUUCAACGCUCACUGCUCUUGGAGCAUUUCGAGCACUCUUGGCGGGGUUUGCAGCUCUUUAUAAAAAAUGCUUUGCUUCACGGAAACGUAUUUCAUUGCGAAGAGCUGCGCUUCGGUCCUCUGAGCUGUGCUGAGGAGUUCACACAGAGCGAAACAGUUGCUGUCCACAGACUUGAGUGUUCUGUACUUUAUAAUAUUCAUUUACUUUAGUAUUCAUUUAGACAACAUCUCCUGGCACGUCAACAGCCGGCCAGUUAACCAGUUGAGAUGAAAGGUGAUUGCCAACCAUGUCAGAAUAGAUUAUACAGAGUGGACAGAGAGAAAGAAAAUGAAAAAAUUGCAUUUGACAGCGUUGUACAAUAGUGCAUCAGCUGCUUGCGUCUCUAAAGGAGAGCUGGUUGAUAAACUCAUUGAUAGAAGACUUGAUAUGAGAGGGUAGAUAAGAAUAGCUUGGAUCCAGAAAAUAUUACAGGUGGUGCUAGAUUGUGAAAAGCAGUUGUAAAGCGUGAGAUGCACUGGGUAACCUUACCUAAGCGAAUUUUGCCGGUGAAUAAGCAUGCAGAGAUGGCAACGACGUCGGGCAGCAAGGGGGCACGCAUGAGCGAGAUUGUAGAGGCACUGAGAGGAAUAAGGGCGGUCUUUAUAAAAUAACUUCAGUAUGAGGCGACUGUGGACUUUCAAAAGAUUCCGUGAGUUUGGUAAUUUUCAAAGAUGUUUGACCGACGUACCUUGAUGUUUUCUAUCGCUGAAUUUCUCAACUUCUCUUCGUGCAUGUAUAAAUUAAUAUUUUUUUGCCAGAGAAUCGCGCUGUUCCUUUACCCUGGAUAUACUCUAUACAUCUUUUUCCUCUUGUAAUCACGCAUGGAUGCAGCUAAUGGGGUCGUUUUCGGCACUUGUGCCAGUUGUUGUGAGACUUGCCCACUCACCCCCACCGUGCGUUAGGCGCUGCAUCUGCCACUAGGGUUUAUCGGGUGUUAGUGGCCGUCGUGAGUUCCCUUCGGGAACGGAUACGAUAAUUUAUUCACGCUGAUUUUUGUCACCCAUUUCCCUCGCGCUAUUGAAAUGUACCUCCACCACCUCUGCCCUCUUCUAUCAAGACCCUCCGUAUAUUCUAGUGAUUGUUAGUCUUGGUCAUAUGCUGUCUGAUACGCUCUGGUGGAUUAUGCUCGCGAAAUCAUGGAAUUGUGCUUUCAUGGAUUCUCGCAUUAUGCCAGUCGAUCAAGAGGGUACAGUAAUGGGUAAUGGUUCUCAUUAGCCAUUGGCGGACUAUGCUCGGCCAAUCGUCAAAUUAUGCUUAUGAUUAUGCCACAAUUAUGCCAACAAAUAUGCUGAAUUAUGCUCGGUUCCACUAUGUAUUCACGCUGUACAUAGAGGAUUGAGAAACCACGUAUACACACACGGCCAUGCCCUAAGCAUAAUUUUUGUCUAAACCGAAAGAUUAUGCCGACCUUACACGUUGGAAUCCGUAUAUUUUGCCGGAGCAUAAUUUGUUGACGAAAUCCCAA
Sycon ciliatum is the source of this 4699-nucleotide messenger RNA. RefSeq names its product putative mitogen-activated protein kinase kinase kinase 7-like. Gene Ontology annotation, biological process: protein phosphorylation. The transcript is spliced from 2 exons. Gene Ontology annotation, molecular function: protein kinase activity; ATP binding. The coding region runs from base 145 to 1599 and encodes 484 amino acids. The record is from RefSeq and is a predicted model, not a curated record. NCBI's taxonomy places the organism in Eukaryota, Metazoa, Porifera, Calcarea, Leucosolenida, Sycettidae.